AUGUCAGGACAUGCAUGUGUUAUGAGCUCGCAUCGGUGGAUUCUGCUCGCCUGUGGCCUGCUUAGACUCGCGCGCGCUGGCAAUGCACAGGUGACACUGGAUGCCUCGGCACAGGCACAUGUGCAACUUCAGACGACUCGCCUCAUUCGCAGCCAUCGCCGGCCGACAGAAAGUCAACAGAGGAAGCAUGGAUCGUCGCCGGGCGUCGGGGUUCUCCAGGCGGAGAUCCUGGGCAACGAGAGCCUCCUACUGGAUCAGAGGCUGCAGUUUGUGGCCCGCACGCUCAGAGUUGGCUCGCCAACGAAGGACUUCUUGAUGAAGCUAUCCUUGUGUGUUCCUUGCGGCCAAUUCGAGAAGUUCGGAGACCAGAAUCAAGGUUAUGUGAUGUGCACUGAAGACUUGGAGCGCAGCACCAUCGCAGCAGCCUAUUCUUAUGGGGUUGAUGGCAACGACUCCUGGGGAACGGAUAUGGCAUCCAGAUUUGGAUUUUCUGUUCAUGAAUAUGCAAAGGACUGUGGAGAACCUCGUCGGCCCCUGGUCUGCAACGGCUGCCACAUGAACUUCCACCCUGACUGCACGGUGGGUGCACGUGGACCACUGGCAAACUCGAAGAUUAAGACCCUCACACAGAACUUGCAGGACAACGCCGACACGGAGGACGGAACUCUACUUCUAAAGCUGGAUGCUAACGGCAACGAGUGGGAGGUGUUUGCAGAGGAGCCCGUGUCCACGCUGCAGAAAUUUCGUCAGGUGGCUGUGAAAUUCCACAAGGUCACGCACCAAGAGAAGCACAGCCUAUACUUGCGGGCUGUUCGAAAACUGGAGGAGUCUGGAUUUGCUGUGGCUUUUCUAUCCGGCCAGAACUAUGGAAAGCUGACCCACUUUGAAAGAGACCUGCGUGACUACCACAUACCCGACGAGCUUCAGGUUGUGUAUAUGCAGCUGCCGUCGCAAGGCUGCUCUCAAGAACUAAAGUAUCGCGUGCCUGAUGAGAUCCCAGAUAUCGUGCCAGAGCAAACUGUUCUUGAAGAGCAACUUCCAAGCGCAUCAGGACACGUGUGA
Molecule: messenger RNA, 1062 nt
Organism: Symbiodinium sp. CCMP2592
Lineage: Eukaryota; Dinophyceae; Suessiales; Symbiodiniaceae
Source: the annotation of a GenBank genome assembly